CAGUGCAAGGAAUCAUCUUUGCAAUGAAAUCAGGAACAUUUUUAGUUUUAUUUUUUCUGUUGCCUGUUGCAACAGAGGCUGGAUUCUGGGAUUUUUUUAAUGUGUUUUCUAAGGACGAUGAUUUGCUUUCUUUUAAUUCAAGCGAUUUGGAGAAGGAUCUAAGGAAGUCUCUAUUUGGGCAGCAUAUCGCUGUGGAUACAGUUCUGAAGGCUGUAUCUUGGUUUAUGAAAGAUCCAGAUCCACCCAAGCCGCUGGUCCUCUCUUUCCAUGGGCCGACAGGAGUGGGAAAAAAUUACAUCUCCAAGAUCAUUGCAAGGAAUAUUUAUAAAGUGGGAUUAAAGAGCAAUCAUGUUCACAUUUUCAUAUCCGAUUAUCACUUUCCACAUAAAGAGGAGGCAGAGAUGUAUGAACUUCAACUUAGGCAGUGGAUUCAUGGAAAUGUAUCAAAUUUUCCCCGCUCCAUGUUCAUAUUUGAUGAAAUGGAUAGGAUGCAUCCACGGCUGAUUGACACCCUAAAACCUUUUCUAGACAACAAUGACAAUGUAGAUGGAGUGUCAUUCAACAAAGCAAUCUUCAUUUUUCUCAGUCAAACAGGUGGGCAUAUCAUCACAAACGUGACUCUGGAUUUCUGGAGAAAAGGCAACAAUCGGGAAGAACUACAACUCCAGAGUGAGGAAAUGGAGACUCAAAUCUUCGAAUACCUCUUCAAUGAUGAGAACAAUGGACUUUGGCACUCCAGUCUAAUAAAUCAGCAUCUGAUUGAUCAUUACAUUCCUUUCCUACCUCUGGAGGUGAAGCAUGUGCAUCAGUGUGUCAUGGCUGAGAUGCUUCAUCUGAACAUGACCCAAGACUAUGAUCUGGCAGAUAGAGUGGUCAGAGACAUGCCCGUCUUCCCUGAAGAAGAGAAAGUAUUUGCUGUUAAAGGCUGCAGGUGUGUCAGACAGAAGUUGGUACUCUAUUUGAGUUUGGAUUAGUAAAAAUAGCAGCACUAUUUAUUUACUACAGUGGUUGUUGAUUUGGAAUUUAAUGAAAAAAUAUCUGGUACUUCUUUAUCUGUGUCAUGAACAUUAAAUAUGUGCAAACAGCCUUAUUUUAAAAAAGCACAAUGGCAGUCAUGAUGGCAAAUGGUAUUUUAUUUGCUUCGCUUUUUUGAAUGUGUAAGGUACCCUGA
This is a messenger RNA of Sinocyclocheilus grahami, 1171 nucleotides long. RefSeq names its product torsin-1A-like. Gene Ontology annotation, biological process: protein localization to nucleus; nuclear membrane organization. NCBI's taxonomy places the organism in Eukaryota, Metazoa, Chordata, Actinopteri, Cypriniformes, Cyprinidae. Gene Ontology annotation, cellular component: endoplasmic reticulum lumen; nuclear envelope; endoplasmic reticulum. The record is from RefSeq and is a predicted model, not a curated record. Gene Ontology annotation, molecular function: kinesin binding; ATP hydrolysis activity; ATP binding. The coding region runs from base 24 to 974 and encodes 316 amino acids. The transcript is spliced from 5 exons.